Oncorhynchus kisutch (coho salmon) is the source of this 1175-nucleotide messenger RNA. RefSeq names its product transcription factor SPT20 homolog. Lineage: Eukaryota; Metazoa; Chordata; Actinopteri; Salmoniformes; Salmonidae. The record is from RefSeq and is a predicted model, not a curated record. Bases 21 to 1079 code for a protein of 352 amino acids. The transcript has 3 exons.
AGCAAGUGUGGCAUCCUCAAAUGCCCCUGCAGCAGAAGCAACCGACCGCCAUGCCCCAGCAAGUGUGGCAUCCUUCUCAAAAGGCCCUGCAGCAGAAGCAACUGAUGCCCCAGCAAUUGUGGCAUCCUCGUCAAAUGCCGCUGAGGCAUAAGCAAACGACCGACGUGCCCCAGCAAGUGUGGCAUCCUGCUCAGUUUCCCCAGCAGAAGCAACUGGCCCCUAUGCCUCUACUGCAGAAGGAACCAACCACCAUAGCCCAGCAACCUCAGCAGGUGUGGCAUCCAGCUCAAAUGUCCAAGAAUCGAACACCCACUGAACCUCAGCAGAAGCAACCAUCCACCACGCCCCAGCAAGCGUGGCAUCCAGCUCAAAUUCCCCUGCAGCAGAAGCAACCGGCCACUGAACCUCAACAGAAGGAGCUGACCGCCAUGCCACAGAAGCUACAGGCCUCCAUUCUCCAGCAGCCUCCGCUCGUGUGGCAUCCAUCUCAAUUUCCCCAGCAGCAGAAGGAACUGGCAGUCGAGCCCCAGCAGCAGAAGGAACUGGCAGUCGAGCCCCAGCAGCAGAAGGAACUGGCAGUCGAGCCCCAGCAGCAGAAGGAACUGGCAGUCGAGCCCCAGCAGCAGAAGGAACUGGCAGUCGAGCCCCAGCAGCAGAAGGAACUGGCAGUCGAGCCCCAGCAGCAGAAGGAACUGGCAGUCGAGCCUCAGCAAGAAAGGUAUCCAUCUCAAAUGGCUCAGCAGCUAAUCAACCCCGUUCCUCAGCAAUUAUGGCAUGUAGGGCAAAUUUCCCAGCAGCAACUGGCCCCAUUGUCUCAGCAGAAGCACUACGAAAGCACUGAAGAUGAUGCCUCUGGUAGUUCUCAGGCCAGCAUUGAACAGUCAGGUGUCAUCCCAAUCUCUUCCUACAGUUCCAAAUCGCACUACAAGAAUGGCAGAACUGUCUUUUCCCAAAUCAGCUACACUCCUUGGGAGGCAAUGCCUGUUGACAGUGGAAAUGCUCCCAAGGACGGUUAUGUUGGCAUUGGUGCACCAAGCAUAUAUCCAACACUAGUGAAGGAUUCUGCAAGGGAAAUAUAAUGGAUUCAUCCUCUAGAAGCUCUAAUGACCAGGAAGUUGCUGGUGCUCUUGCUACUCUAGUGUGAUGGAAUCAAUAAACAACUUACUUUAAAAAUG